This is a messenger RNA of Puccinia graminis f. sp. tritici CRL 75-36-700-3, 1140 nucleotides long. RefSeq lists its product as uncharacterized. The coding region runs from base 1 to 1140 and encodes 379 amino acids. The record is from RefSeq and is a predicted model, not a curated record. The transcript is spliced from 3 exons. Lineage: Eukaryota; Fungi; Basidiomycota; Pucciniomycetes; Pucciniales; Pucciniaceae.
AUGAGGUCUGCGCUUUGGCUCAUCGGCCUCAGCUCCCGGAUGGCUUCAGACUACUUCACCUGUACUAGUGCCCUGUGCAGCUUGUACCGUUCAGUGAGCGCCGCGCGACGCCGAGGCUUCCGCCAUGGGAGUUCAGUCCUCCCAUGGACACGCUAUAACUCUCGCUACGCUUCCGUCACCGCUCCAGAAUCAUUUGUUAAGUCACAAGUCCCUCCGGCAGAAAGCCUCGGGCAAGAGGAGGGACUUGGGUUAAUAUUUCCGUCAGACGGCUCACCCAAAUUAUUUUUACAAGGACCACCACCUAAUCUCUCAGUCAGAGAGGACGAAUUGACUGAGAGAAGGAAAGAUUUGCAGGCUCAACUCUCCUCCUUAAACCCCAUCCAAGAAAAUACCAAACUGGAUCAAAUUUCUCGCGUACUGGAUGGAUCAGCUGCCAUUGUCAACAUCAAGAAGCCCAAAGCAAAUCCAAAGUCACGUGCCAAGCCCAAACCCCACACUUUCUCCAAAAAGGUCAAACUUGAAGAUCUGUCCCCUCCCUCCAGGACUUUAUCCCAGCUCACAGGCAGUUCCUCACAAAGCAUCACCAUUCUUAAUCCACAACAAAUAUCUCAGCCACCCAAAAAGAAAUUCCGUCCAAUCUGCACUUCGAAUCUCCUUGAACAUCUCCCAGAUUUCAUCCAGCCACAUGUUGAAAAAUUUGAAAAUGUGAAGUCAGAUGGUCACUGCGGGUUCAGGGCUGCUGCUUUCUGCUUUGGAAAAGGCAAAGGAUCAUUCUUGAACAUCCAAAAUCAACUCGACGAUGAAAUCACCGAACGAAAGGAUUUUUACCUCAAGAUAGGAUGCUUUGAAAAUUCUAAACAAUGGGAAAACACUUUAGCUAGAAUCAAAACAAACUCAGCUGCGCCGGUUGGUGAAGAGCAUUGGAUGUCUAUGCCAAUGACUGCAGAGCCUUUGGCCAAUGCUUUCAGCACUCCAGUAUUUUAUUUCUCAAAAACAGGGUCUCAAGGUUUUUUUCCACUCUUCACUCCAGCCAACAACAAUCCCCCAAUUUUCAUCGCUUUCAUUCCUGAAUCAUCUCACUUUGUUGCACUUACACUGAAGGAUCCACUAAAUUCCCCAUUCCCAUAUUAUGUUGGUUAG